Messenger RNA from Teleopsis dalmanni, 5269 nucleotides. Its product is annotated as zinc finger protein 418-like. The record is from RefSeq and is a predicted model, not a curated record. Bases 469 to 4347 code for a protein of 1292 amino acids. Lineage: Eukaryota; Metazoa; Arthropoda; Insecta; Diptera; Diopsidae. The transcript is spliced from 7 exons.
AAUUAUGUGAUCUGCAAUCUUUUGCUAUGAUGUAACCUCGUGCUUGAUAAUACACCCAUACAUGCGUAUCGGAUAUCCAUGAAUUUUAGUGCAGUGUUUAAAUGAAACUUUAAAAUUAAUAAUUGUAUUGUUUAUCGAGAGGUUAUGUUUUUCAGCUGGAGAAAUAUAAAUAAAUAUUCCAACUUAACCUCAUUUUCAUUCCUGCAUUAAAAUUUGAUAUUUGGAAUAAGCAGUGAAAUAUGCACACAGAAACGUACAUAUUGCAUUAAAGAGCCGACUUCAUGUCGUACAUUUGUCGGUAGGGCAGUGCCUGAUUUGACGUUUAACCCAGUGAUGUUUUAUGUGUGUGUAGAAAAGAAAUAGUAAUGCCACCCAUCAAUUAAAUUGCUCAAGUUAUUUAUAUGUGUACAUGAAUGCCUUAAGAAAGUUGAUGCAAAUUUUUAUUUUUAUAAAUGAAAAUUAAUUGAAAUGUGUAAAAUGACGUAUUUGACUCGAGUUUUAAAUAUGGAAGGGCGAGCAUAUGGCAUUAAUUGGUUGACAGCAGCGGUAAAUGAUAUAAAAGGUUCCCAACUAAUUGCUAUGCAACCAGAGGAUGCACAUUUAAUAUCAAAUGGUGUUGAUGAAUAUAUAAUAAAAGCUGACGAGCAAGAUGAGGCCAAUAUACAACAAAUUGCUGCUGAAAACCUAAUUUUCAUGGCAAGCGAUGGGCAAAUGUUAGCAGAAUAUAUAACAGCUAAAGAUGAGCAAUGCUCGGUUGUUAUCAGUCCCGAUGAUAAUAGUGCUUUUGGAGUUGGUACUAUAACAGCAGAAGAUGGCAUAGAAAAUCAUAGUGAUUCUGAAAGUCGUUUUAUUGACUUUGGCGAUACAUCACCACAAAUAGUAACCGAAGAAGUAAUAACAGAUGAUUGGGUACAACGUCAAGGAGAAGAAUUUGUGGAAAUACCUGCUGAACAACUUAUUGGCUCUGCUUCACAAGUACUUUUAGAUAUAGAAGUACCUUUACCUACAGCGCAAGAUGAAUAUACAACAAUGCGUCCAUAUCCUUGUGAUUUUUGUUCUAGACGUUUUCGUAAAAAAAUUACAUUAAUGAACCACAUGGUGACUCAUCAAAGCGAUCGCUCACUCUUAUGUAAAUUGUGUAAUACACGAUUUUUAAAACGAACAGAUUUAAUUAAUCAUUUAAAGAGCCACGCAUAUGAUGACGCCACUUCCUAUGAGGGUACAAAUUUUGUGAAUUUCACUACCCGAAAGCAUGAGAAACAGGAAAAUGUUAACGAUCAUUUUUAUAACAAUGAUUGGGAAAGCCAUAGUAACAUUGCAAUUACAAAAAAAACAUUGCCACAAUCGCAAAAUACAAGCGCUAAUAGUUCCUUAAUUUCUGCUCCUUUGCGUGGCAGAGUUAGUCGCUUAAAGUUAAGUGAUAAUAGAUAUACCUUAACUGAAACGAAGCCGGAUCAUGGUGGUGACAUACAACUUGUUGAGGGUCAAGAAUUAGAGCACAGUCCAACAACCAACACUUUAACUACAGACCCGACUGAACAUCAAUUUCAGUUUCCAAUUAUAGAUGAAAGUAAACCAUUUGUUUGUCAACAAUGUGGACUGGCUUUCGCACGAGAAAAAGCUUUAUUGUCACAUACAAAGAACCAUCAAAAAGAUACUGCCAACGAGUGUAAUCAGUGCAAUGAAAUAUUUUGGGAUGCAAACAGUUUGCAGGAACAUAUGAAAACACAUCAAUUUGAGGAAAGCAAUUCUGAAUAUGAUCCUGCUGAUGGUGAUUUAACACAGAGUGAUUCCGAAUCCGAACAUGCUUAUGGCGAAUUCUAUUGCAACGAAUGUGGCUUGGCUUUUCAUCGCAAGAACUUAUUGAAUCGUCAUAAAAAGUUACACGAAGGAUCUAAUAAAACAAAAAUGAAUGGAGAAGAUGGGAAUAAAAGUGAACACCAUUGUUGUUGUACUACAUGCGGUGAAACGUUUGCUGAAGCUUUAGAUCUUCUUGCGCAUGCUGAAGUACAUGCUCGAUAUCCACCUUUUAAAUGUCUUCUAUGUGGUGAAUCAUUUAUCGAAGAGAUCACUAUAAAACGUCACAUAGAGACGAAACAUAGUGGAGAAAUGACACAAAACUCCUGCAUAUUAUGUGGAAAAGAAUGUCGUGAUCGUAAAGCUUUAAUGAAACAUUCAUGGGAUCACUCAAGAGAAAAAUGUCACUCAUGUUCCAAAUGUGGCAAGAGUUUUUACAGUAAAGCUCGACUCAGACGGCACAUGGCAUCACAUCGUGAUAAAACCGUUUCAUGUGAUGUAUGUCAUGAAGAAUUUCCCGAUGGUCGUACCUUAUCUAAUCAUCGACAUUCACAUAGUGUAAACUCUACUGGUAAAUUGUUUCCUUGCAAUGAAUGUGGCAAAACAUUUGGUUCAAGAAGCUCACAGCAAAUACAUGUUCGCAUUCACACUGGUGAGAGACCGUAUGGUUGUCGAUUUUGUUGGAAAGCCUUUGCAGAUGGAGGUACACUACGUAAACAUGAACGUAUACAUACAGGGGAAAAACCAUAUGCUUGUUCAGUUUGUCCCCGUGCAUUCAAUCAACGUGUAGUGCUGCGAGAGCAUAUACGUUCACAUCAUUCUGGUUUAGAUACGAAACGUGGUGUAUAUUUUUGCACUGUGUGCAGUGAGCAAUUACCUUCAUCUGGUGAUUUGAUGCAGCAUCUAAUUGAGCACAGUGAUAAAAACACUGCCAUGCAACGGCAACCAAUUGUUGGACCCCGAAAGUACAAAAGACGUAGAAAGUUGAAGCCACAUGAAUUGGAACACAUGCGUGAAAAAUCUUUCAAUGAAAGCGAUAUUGAUAUAUCGGAUAUAGACAUGGAUAAUAUGCAAGACAUACUAAACAUAAAUGAAUCUGAGACCAGUAAAUCCUGUAAUGCUAAAAAAUUUAAAUAUAGUAAAAGCAACAGUUCAACUAUAAGCAGUAAUUUACAAGAUGCACCUGGAAGUGCAAAUAAAAAAGAUAACAUAGAUAUAAAUGAAAGGAAAGUACGAAAACGCAACAGUUCUGUUAGCAGCUCGGAUAAAAAUUGGCAAACAAAAUUGAUCAAUUCCACCACUAAAUCUGAAGCUUAUAAAUCAAUGCUGUCCAAUGUUGAAAAUACUUUGCAAACUAUUGAUACGCUUGUUGUGGAUUAUGAUAAGGCUAAUAGUGACACUUCAGACGAAGAAUUUAGAUUGAAAUUGCCUAAUAAAAGAACAAAUUCAUCAGAAUGUAUAGCACAACGUACACAGCAAGUCAAGUUUGACAAGGGCGGAAAUAAAUACGGAAAUGAUACAGUGUUAACAACUCCAAAUAAAACAAGGAAUCGUAAAAGAACAGAAAAAGUUUCAAAAAAUAUAAGACCAAAAAUGAUACAUACCGAAAAGCAACGUGUAAACAAAGCCGAUAAUCAUAAAAAGCGUGCAAAAACUUUUAUAACACGUACAGAUACAAAUAAAACUAAUAAGACCAAUGUAGAAAUGCAAGACGAAUUAUAUAUAUUGUCAAAUAAUAUUGAACCGCUAAAUCAAAUCAAUCCAAGUGCUAUAGUCAUAAAAGAGGAACGCCAAACUGAUAAGUCUGAACAUUAUGCAGAACAAUAUGUGUGUCCAGAUCAAAUACAACAAUCUUCUCGUAAUUUAUAUGAUGCACAACUUUUAUUAGAAGCUGCUGCGCUGCGUAAAGAUGUUUAUGAAAAAUUCAAUCCAAGCGUUGUAAAUGACUUGGAGGAUAUAUUGCGUUCACCUCUGAAGUCAGAAAGAACAGAAAGGCAACGAUUCACAAGUGAAUCAUCAACACACUACCUUGCAGAUCAAACAGAACUACAUUUACAAAAUUAUAUUAAAAUAGAAACAUCAUCACCCGAAUUGCGUGACAUGUAUCCCAGCAGUAGUAGCGGUAGUGUUAGUGUUGCAAAUGAUAUGCAACAUCACAGUAAAGGCGAACGCCGCUCAACUCGUAGCCGUUUAACUACCGUAAAUCGCAAAUUUUUAGAUUUUGAAACGGAAUUACUUAAUAAACCUAGUAGUUCAUCCCAGAAGCGUGAGGUCACUCAAAAUAAAAACAAACCUAUAAAAAGCCAAAGAGAGAAGCUCAAUUCAACACAAAAUUCUUUUCUUGAUUAUAAUAAUUAUAAUAAUUUAAAUACAAGCUCAUCUAGUAACUCAACCUAUUCGCCGAUGUCUGCUGUUAUAAACAGUAUUAACCAAACUACAGAAACAACGCCAACAAAAAUCGAACAGAAAAGAUUCUUCGAGUGUGAAAUGUGCUCACUAGUUUUUAGUGAUCGUGCGCAGCUACUAGGACAUGUGCCUAUACAUAUUUAGUUGAAGAACUAAAAAAAUUAUUCACUAAAAUAUAUUUCAUUUUUUAUUCUAAGUAUAUAUAUGGUAUAUAUAUAUAAUUAGUUAAUAUAUUUGAAAUUUCUUUAUAAUCAAUUUAAAUUGUUUAUUUAAACUUAACAUUAGUUGCGUUUCGGCAAGUACUGAUCUAAUCAACCAGAUAUUGAGUUGCUCCACAUUGUGGUGCAAUGUGGAAUAUAUGCGUUAAAUAUAAGUGGAAUGUUAUUAAUGAUAAAAGCGAUUGCCCAUACAACUUUUUCAUUUGAUUUUACAUUUAGUCGUCGACGUCGACGUCGACGAUUGGGACCAUUGAUUGGGCCCGGCCGUUAUUGGUGCCAUACAAUGCAAUAAGUUUAUAAAGCAAGCAAUCAAUGAAAAUGUGCAGUCAUAUCACAAAACAUAAAUUAAAUCCAAUCAACAAAUAUUUCGCAUAAAAAUAAAUUCAAUAUAAUUGCUCAAUAUCUGUUUUAGCUGUAAUAAGAUUUUUGCUAUGCUUCCAUCAAAAAACUAAAACUUAAUUGGUUCGUACGUUUCUCCUCUAUUUUCACUUCGGCACGAUUUUUAAUCGAAUGCAUUGUUUUCUAUAAGUUAAAACGCAUCAGCUGAUUUCUUACAGUCUUUAAAAGUUAAAAGAACAUUUGAUGAAUAAAUACACAGCAGGCAAAUAUGAUGCAUCUCCAAUUAUAUUCACUUGAAACAGAUUGAUAGAUCAGUGGUGCUAAAACGCAGUAGUUUUAUUAAUCUUAAUCUAUUAAAUAGUAAGUUUUUUUUAAGUAAUUUUCUUUUAAAUGCAGUACGUUUUGAAACUGCUCUUAAGUUCUUAAUAGCAAUAUUUCUUAUUAAUUUGAAAAAUGUAACUUUAUACUAUAGUGUGUUAAAUGUUUGACUUUUAUAUAAAUUUUGGAUU